AUAAGAGUAAAAUAAGGAGGUACUUAUUUACCAAGUAUGGGGAUCUGAGGCCAAGACAUAACGCCAUGUUGUUUUUCCUCGACAUGAAGCGGGAAGAGGCAGAAAUUUGCCAAAUUAAUGGAUAGUUUCCGCCAUUCUAGUGAGGUUGGUCGUGCCUCAUCUAUCGUGUCAGGAAACUUAGGAAGAAAUGUGGAGGGUGCAAUAGAAUCACCAGUCCUUCUCCAUGGCCAAGUGGUUAUGUCAACUGCUAAAGGAGUCAUGGAGGAGGAUUCACAAAUGAUUAUAGAUGGUUCACAAGGGGUGGUGAUGGAAGGCACCCAGAUGGUUAUGGCAGGCUCACCAGUAGUGAUGAAAGCAGAGAUGCAAGAUUCCCCAACAGUUAUGAUGGAGGAGCCAGGGGUUAUGAUGGAAGACACAGACACUACAGGAUUUGAUGAUUCUGUUUUGCAAAACCCUUCUUGUCAUGAUCGUGGGGUGAACAAUUCUGUUAUUAUUAAAGAAGAAGAUUUACAGGACAGUCAGUAUGGCCACAAUCGGCAAAUAUUGGGACUAGCUGAUGAUGAAGCAACACAAAGGGAUGAGAUCAGUUCUGUCAUUAGGAAUAGCAGUGAGCUUGAGACAAACCAAGAAGGUGAAAUGCUACUUCGAAACUUAGUGAAUGAAACUUUCCACUCUUCUCCAAAUAUGACUCAUGGUAACGAUAAUAUUAUUGUUACCACCAGCACAAUCACCACCAAUGCUGUUGAGGGUAUGCAGCAUGCCUUAACAUCCCCUAAUGUAGUACAAGGGGCAGUAAUGAAUAACAUCUCAGUACUGCCUGCCAGUAUAUCAUCAACCAACACUCCGACCAGAAUAGUGGUACAAACAAAUCAAGUUUCUCCUGUCAAAGCUAAUGCUGGACACUUCCUCAUACAAGUGGGGGGCACUCCAGUUAGUGUAGCCCACCCACAAAUGUUAACAGUAGGAAAUAAGAACCAUAUUGUUAUCCGAGCGGGAGCCAAUCAAUCUGGUCAGACUCCCAUUGGCCAAGAGGAAAUUGAUGGCUCAGGGCAAGGUAGUAUCUUCAAAGUUAUAAUACCUGAAGGCACUACCAAAUACACAAAAGCAACUUCAGUACCCAUAAGUCAAAAUGAACCCGUGAGGAAGCAUGUCCAAAUCAACCUUUCAGAUGGAUCUGCGAAGAAACAAGUGAGAUACGUCUCCAACACAUCCCAGACACAGGAGGUGUAUGAGGAAGAAACCCUCAGAGCGUGUGAUAAAAUUGAAAACAAGAGACUCUAUACAUGUCAAACAUGUAACAGUAAAUUUAUGAGACCAUUGUACUUAAGAAAGCACAUGAGAAGCUGUAAGAAGGAGGAAGUAAAGGUAGAAAAAUCACCUCUUUACAUGUGUUCAUUCUGCAAGAUGACAUUUAAGACUCGACCUCAGAUCUCUCAGCAUUUUCUGAAAUGCUAUCAUAGUCCAUACCGCAAAAAAACAGCACUUAAGAGAAAGGGAGAUGAGGUCGAACCAGAGACUACACCUCCCAAGAGAGGGAAGAUUGAGACACUUGAGAUUGACCCAGCGCUUGAACAAGCUGUGCAGUUUAGAUGUCAGGACUGUGAUCGUACCUUCAGCAAGGAGCGCCAGUAUAGCAGCCAUAUUAAAAAGUGCACCAAAGUCUCCGUGCAUGAUCUCUCUGGAGCAAGAGUGGAGGUGAAAGGUGAAGAGGAGGAGGAGGAGGAACCAGACUCUCAGGAAGAUCCAUUUGCUGACCCAGAUCCUCAACCACCUCAGUCUAAAAGACGCCGUGGUCCUGGGAGGAGAGGGCGGCCUCCUGGGAGAGGUGGUCAUAGUUCCUCUAGAACAACAGCUAGAAAUUCUUCACAACUUUUUGAGGGAGCAUUUCCUGUAGCCAACUCCCGUGGCCUUUUGGUGGCUGAUAAUGAAGGUUUAGUUCGGAGCACAACAGGUUUGGCUCACACUGUACAACUUAGCCUGGAGACAGCAAGUCAAGAAGGACAACCUCAGCCAACUGCUCUGGUAGCAGAUUCUAAGGGCGUUCGAGGGCGGGAGAAGCCCCCACAGGCUUGGUCACUAGUUUGUGCCCUCUGUCAAAAGAUGUUUAUUACCAAAGCUGCUCUUGCACACCAUGUUAUGUCAGAACAUGGCGCAGAUCUAAUACAUACUCGGAAUAUUCUUGAUGGCAAGAUCAAGGAUGACCAGCCUCUCUUUAGAUGUCCAGUUUGCAGUCUUAAUUAUCAGACAGAAGACCAGUUCAUAGAGCACAUGGUUCUUCAACACACAUCCCGAUUGCAAGAAACAUUUACUCGUCUUCAGGGGCAGACAGCGACAUAUGUGUGUUCCCUCUGUUCUCUUGUACUACUAACAAAAAACUUGUUAGUAGAGCAUAUGAGCCUUGUUCAUUUAGAUGAAUUGGAUUCAUUAGCCCAGGGAGACACACACGUUGAAAUUCCAUCCAAAGUUACCAAAACUUACGCAGUACCACCAGUUAAUGUGAAAAAAGAGGUUGAAGAAUCUUACUAUGAAGAAAAUUUGGGUUUGAAAGAAAGUAUCCAAGGAAAUUUGAAACGGGAGAAUGCUGAAGACUCGGCCUUGGAGUGUGGCUUCUGUGGUGAAGAAUUAGCUACUCAGGAAGAUAUGGUUGACCACUAUAUUGAAUGGCAUGGAGUAGAAACUGACGAGGAUGGUUGCCUUCUGGAUUUAGGUAUUGAUGUAGAUAUCAGAGUAAAGGAUACUAAGGGUCUGUUACAACUCGCUGAUGGGCGUGUGGAUGACAGCGUUCCUGAGAAAACUGUCCUCAUUCGCAAAAAACCCAGACAGAGUUGGCAGUGUAAGGUGAGAUCGCCUAACGACAAUUUGAUUUUGUUUAAAAUGGAAGAAGUCCAUAAUAUUGUAGUGCCCAGAGAAUUCAAAACUUUUAAAAACCUUGAACUGUUCUACCAGUGGCUGACUGGUGAAGAAAAGAAAUAUAAUGUACGUUACAUAAGAGAUACAACUCGCAUUGAGAAGAAUGACAUGAAGCUCAUCCAGAUGGUGUGUCAUAGAUUCCAUACAGCUAAAAUUGAUCAGUCGAAAGAGAAACGAGACAGUGAAACAGAGAGCGACUCCCCUAAUAAACAGAAGCGAAGGUGGUUUGUUAGAAUACAACGAUCGAGCAACUGCCAUGCUCGUAUCCACCUAAAAGUGCAGUACAAUACUAUAACUCAGGACUAUGAUGGAGAAACACAAAUGGUGUACUAUCCUCAGCACACACACACUGAAGUGGAUCAUCCACAGGAACUUAUGAAUCGUAUCAUGGAAAGGCAUGCCAGAGACAAAUCAAAUUACCUUUCUAGAAAUGGUAACCGCAAACGAUUUAAACAAUUUAGCCCACAUCUGUCACGAGGAACAGUUAGCAAAAGCAAAGGUGGUAAUAGUGAUGUUGGACUGGAAGAAUUAUUAGUUGCAACAGGUGAGGAGAGAGAAGUGACUGGUCAGCAAGUAGUGACGCAAGGGACACUGAAACUUGAAGGUUCAGUGAAACUUGAAGGUUCAGCACUGACUGUUGAUCAGUACAUGAAAGAAUUUUGUCAAACGCAACUGGAAGGAGAAGUUGAUGGAACAUCAUUGGUGGUUUCAACUAGUGGAGCUACUGGAGCAUCAUCUACUGUCCGCCAAGCUGGUAGGCAACAUGGGACAUCUGCUGUCCUUAUGGAAGGCGAUGAGACAACUUUAGAAACACCAGCAAUGUUUGUGGACAGUGAUAGUCAGUCAGCAGUGUUAGUUGAAAGUGGGGAGCCUGGCACAUAUGUAGUUCAGGAUGGAAUGGUGAGUGUGUCUCAAGGAGAAGCUAGCCAAAAAGAGGAUGGUACAGAAGAAUACGUACUACCUGCAGAUGAAGCAGAGUGGACCAAGUUGUUCGAUGUUCUCCGUCUCAGGUUGAUGACUUCAGAACUCAGUGAACAGGAAAAGAGGGAUGGGGAAAGUUUAUUGUCUUAUCAAAAUGUUAUAUCAUACUUGCCACUGACAGAGCAGGUCACUAUAUUUCAACAGCUCUGUCUUUUGACUAACACAGCUAUUGAAACUGCUGAGUAAGGCCUUAUACCUUCAUUUUAUAUUGGCAUAUACAGUAUAUUCAUUUUUUAAAUGCAAAAUAUUUAAAUUAAAUUGAAAUUAAUAUAUGACUCUUAUUGUUUCUGAGUUAUAAAGUCUCAUAUGUACAAAUGAAAAGAUAAUAGUUAAUUUUCAUAAUUUAGCUUGAAAUUUGCCAUUGAAUUAUGCUGGUUGUUAAGUGGAUCUUAUAAAAUUUUUGUAAAUUUUGUUCAUUAGUAAAAGCUUAGAACAGUUUCAGUUUUGCACAAAUUGUAAAUAAAUUCAGUCAGUAACAAUAAAUUUCCAUAUAUAUACCUAAAUGGCUUUAAUAAUAGUUGUAAAAGCACUGAUUUGCAAAGUGUUUAUGAAAUGUAAAUAUCCAUAAAUAUAUUUUUAUGUAUUAAUCAAGAUUAGGUCAUUUAGGUGAUAAUGGAAAUGACGCAGUAUAUUAAUAGUUCUGUGCACCAAUCUUUGAUAUGUAAAUAGCAGAUAUUAAUUAAAUGUGUUCUUCAGUAAUAUUGAACAAGAGAAGGCUGUGUUGAUAUAGGUAUAAAGCAAUGUUGUAAAUGUAUGAAAGGCUCAAUAUUAGUGAUAACCACAUUAUGUUAUGAUAUAAAUUUGUUGAGUAUUGUUAUGCUCAUUUAUGAAUGAAGAGUUAAGAUUUUUACCUGAAACUAUCUUGUUAAUUUCUCCAAAAAUUCCUAGAUUGUGACAUCCGAGCAGAAUUGGUUAUUAGGAAAUGCUAGUUUCUUCCACACUUUAUAUUCAUCACAAGGACAUUCACAAUUGGCUGAUAUAUUUUCAUUAUUUUCAUGUACUUUCCUUUCCCAGAGAUUUGAACACGAAGUCCUAGUGAAUCAGAGUACCUGAUACCUGUGCUCUUGUAUUGCAAGUGCUAAGCUUAUUGCUUGGUUGCUUUUAUGUAUAGUUGUAAAAAGACACAAAUCUAUUUGCCUGUCAAGUACCUGCUAAAGAAAUAUUAAAUCCA
This is a messenger RNA of Cherax quadricarinatus, 5062 nucleotides long. Lineage: Eukaryota; Metazoa; Arthropoda; Malacostraca; Decapoda; Parastacidae. The record is from RefSeq and is a predicted model, not a curated record.